Messenger RNA from Seriola dumerili (greater amberjack), 2062 nucleotides. RefSeq names its product serine hydroxymethyltransferase 1 (gene shmt1). Bases 126 to 1574 code for a protein of 482 amino acids. The transcript has 12 exons. The record is from RefSeq and is a predicted model, not a curated record. Lineage: Eukaryota; Metazoa; Chordata; Actinopteri; Carangiformes; Carangidae. Gene Ontology annotation, molecular function: mRNA regulatory element binding translation repressor activity; protein homodimerization activity; pyridoxal phosphate binding. Gene Ontology annotation, cellular component: nucleus; cytoplasm; cytosol. Gene Ontology annotation, biological process: purine nucleobase biosynthetic process; folic acid metabolic process; tetrahydrofolate interconversion.
CCUCGGGAGGAGGAAGUUUUACGAUGAAGCCCCGGGGUCUGGUUUCAACUCAGCUUCACCUCUGACAGCCGCAGGAGUCUGUUCUCCACGGAUCUCCAAUUUGUGUGACCAGAGAAUCAACGACCAUGUCUGUAACAAACGGCCACAGUGUGAGCAAAGACACAUGGGACGCUCACAACAAGAUGAUGCUGGAGCCUCUGGUCAUCAACGACUCUGAGGUGUUUUCCAUCAUAAAAAAAGAGAAGCACAGGCAGACGUACGGUCUGGAGCUGAUAGCGUCAGAGAACUUUGCCAGCAGAGCUGUUCUCGAGGCUCUGGGUUCCUGUAUGAACAACAAGUACUCGGAGGGAUAUCCUGGACAGAGGUACUAUGGUGGGACAGAGCAUGUUGAUGAGCUGGAGAGACUCUGUCAGAAAAGGGCGCUGGAGGUCUAUGGGCUGGACUCAGAGAAAUGGGGUGUCAACGUGCAGCCAUACUCAGGUUCGCCUGCUAACUUUGCCGUCUAUACGGCCGUUGUGGAGCCCCACGGCAGGAUCAUGGGACUGGACCUUCCUGAUGGAGGUCACUUGACACACGGCUUCAUGACUGAGAAGAAGAAAAUCUCAGCAACAUCCAUCUUCUUUGAGUCGAUGCCGUACAAGGUGAAUCCAGAGACCGGCUACAUUGACUAUGACAGACUGCAAGAAAAUGCACGACUGUUCCACCCCAAACUCAUCAUUGCAGGAACAAGCUGCUAUUCCCGCAACCUUGACUACGCCCGCUUGAAGCAGAUCGCUAACGAGAACGGUGCAUAUCUGAUGGGAGACAUGGCUCACAUCAGUGGUUUGGUGGCUGCUGACGUGGUGCCGACACCCUUUGAGUACUGUGACAUUGUUUCCACGACAACGCACAAGACGCUGCGUGGCUGCCGCGCUGGACUUAUCUUCUACAGGAAAGGUGUGCGGAGUGUGGACGCCAAGGGGAAAGAGACCAUGUACAACUUGGAGUCUUUGAUCAAUCAGGCUGUGUUUCCUGGGCUGCAGGGAGGACCACACAACCACGCUAUUGCAGGUGUUGCUGUAGCUCUCAAACAAGCCAUGACACCGGAGUUCAAGGCCUACCAGAUUCAGGUUCUUGCUAACUGCAAAGCUCUGUCCAGUGCCCUUAUUGACCACGACUACAAGAUCGUCACUGGCGGCUCUGACAACCAUCUGAUCCUGCUGGACCUGCGCAGCAAGGGAACUGACGGAGGACGAGCUGAGAAGGUUCUGGAAGCCUGUGCCAUUGCUUGCAAUAAGAACACCUGUCCAGGGGAUAAGAGUGCUUUGCGCCCUAGUGGUCUAAGGUUUGGCUCUCCAGCUCUGACCUCCAGAGGCUUGAUGGAGGAUGAUUUCAGGAAGGUGGCGGAGUUUAUUCACAGAGGUAUUCAGCUGGCCUUGGAGGUGCAGAGGAGCCUGGAUCCUAAGGCCACUCUGAAGGAGUUCAUUCAGGCACUGUCGCAGGGAGAGAAGUUCCAGCAGCGAGUGGCGGAGAUCAGGGCUGAGGUGGAGGCUUUCGCCGGCCAGUUCCCCAUGCCUGGCCUACCUGAGCUGUAAACAUUGAGGGCUGCUGGACGGAUGAUUACAACAAACAUUAUCAUGCCAAUUUUGAUGGUGUGUUGUUUCAUAUGUAUAUUUGAGCGUAUAACUGUUGAAUGUAUCACUCCUCAAAUCAAGACAGUUCUUAUGACUUCACAGCAGGCAUGGACACACACCUUAUACCACAGUUUGAAACAGACUUGUCUUAAUUAUUCAGUAUUGCUACAGUGCCUUUGCUGUUUUUAGGUGUUUAUUUUGUCUCCCACUGUAGCUCCAGUCUCGGUUACAUUUACAUUUAAGCUUUAAUCCUGUCAGAAAUCUCCAUUUCUUUUGUAUUACAUUUAAAAUUCCAAAGUUUUCUAGCAGAAAGUACUGCUAGCACAAAACAUGACUACUAGUUUCAUACACGAGCAUCCUAUGUCAUAAACUAGACAUGUACAAAAAAAUUUGAUGGAUUAUAAAACAACUUUUGUUACAUGUUAUUAAAUUAACAAUAAUGAAUGAAA